Archocentrus centrarchus (flier cichlid) is the source of this 3225-nucleotide messenger RNA. RefSeq names its product solute carrier family 7 member 10a (gene slc7a10a). The transcript is spliced from 11 exons. Gene Ontology annotation, biological process: D-serine transmembrane transport; D-alanine transmembrane transport. Gene Ontology annotation, molecular function: L-amino acid transmembrane transporter activity; neutral L-amino acid transmembrane transporter activity. Gene Ontology annotation, cellular component: membrane. Lineage: Eukaryota; Metazoa; Chordata; Actinopteri; Cichliformes; Cichlidae. The record is from RefSeq and is a predicted model, not a curated record. Bases 94 to 1584 code for a protein of 496 amino acids.
UAUAAGGGCAGCCCGGAGAGCGCAGCCUGGUUCAGUUUGAAGCAUCUGGACCGAACCGAAGCGGACGGGAAUCCCAUUUCCAAGGCGGAGGAGAUGGAGGACAAGAAGAAAAGAAAGAAGAAUGAAGACUCCAACAGCGACAGAGUCACUCUGAAAAAAGAAAUUGGACUUCUGAGCGCUUGCGCUAUUAUCAUCGGGAAUAUCAUCGGCUCUGGGAUUUUCAUCUCACCUAAAGGAGUGCUGGAGCAUGCGGGGUCAGUGGGGCUGUCACUCUUCGUUUGGGUCUGUGGAGGAGGCAUCUGUACCCUUGGGUCCAUGUGCUACGCUGAAUUGGGUGUCACCAUCCCAAAGUCUGGAGGUGACUAUUCAUAUGUGACAGAAAUCUUUGGGGGGCUAGUAGGAUUCCUGUUGUUAUGGAGCGCUGUCCUCAUCAUGUACCCAACCACGCUGGCCGUCAUUGCGCUCACCUUCUCCAAUUACGUCUUGCAGCCGGCCUUUCAGAACUGCUUUCCUCCCUUCGUCGCCACCAAACUUCUUGCCACGAUCUGUGUCUUAUUCCUGACCUGGGUGAACUGCUCCAGUGUGCGCUGGGCGACACGGAUCCAGGACAUUUUCACUGUAGGAAAACUUCUCGCUCUAGGACUCAUUAUAAUAGUUGGACUUGUCCAAAUUUGUAGAGGUCACUACGAUGCCCUGCACCCCAGUGUGGCCUUUGAAUUCAGUCAGGACCCCUCAGUGGGACAAAUAGCUCUGGCCUUCCUCCAGGCCUCCUUUGCCUACAGCGGCUGGAAUUUCCUCAACUAUGUCACGGAGGAGGUCGUAGAGCCGCGCAAGAACCUGCCCCGUGCCAUCUACAUUUCCAUCCCACUGGUGACCCUCGUCUACACGAUGACCAACAUUGCCUACUUCUCCUCCAUGACCCCAGAGGAGCUGCUCAGCUCGAAUGCCGUGGCAGUGACGUUUGGGGAAAAGCUGCUGGGGAUGUUUUCCUGGGUGAUGCCGAUCUCUGUAGCUUUGUCCACGUUUGGAGGAAUUAACGGAUAUUUGUUCACCUCCUCCAGACUGUGUUUCUCUGGUGCCAGAGAGGGUCACCUCCCUUAUCUGCUGGCAAUGAUCCAUCUAAAAAACUGCACUCCGAUUCCUGCCCUGCUGCUCUGCUGUAUUGCCACAAUAGUCAUCCUGUGUAUUGGAGAGACGCACAACCUGAUCAACUAUGUGUCCUUCAUCAACUAUCUGUCCUAUGGGGUAACCAUCGCCGGCCUUCUCUACCUCCGCAAGAAAAAGCCCAACUUGGCCAGACCUAUAAAGGUGAACCUGUUGAUCCCCAUCAGCUACCUGAUCUUCUGGGCUGUGCUGCUGGGCUUCAGUCUGUACUCAGAACCAGUGGUCUGUGGCCUGGGUAUGGUGAUCAUGCUGACGGGAGUCCCUGUGUACUUUGUGGGCGUUCAGUGGAAGGAGAAACCCAAAUGGCUCUACAGAGUAGUUGAAAAAGUCACAUACAUGGGCCAGAAGGUGUGUUACGUGGUGUUUCCUCAGGGUGACCCCUCAGAAACAGAGCCCCUCACUGCCAAAGCUACUGACUGAGCAGUGAAGUCAAACCGGGACUCUGUGUCAACAUCACUACUUCCAGUUUUCGUCUUAAAAAUGUUCCUGUUGGUCAGUAAAUCGUGAAGAGAAGUAUUACAUGUUCUUGCACAGGUGUGCAGGGGGUUGGGCUGGGAUGGAGCCGUUAUAUCCAAUGGAUGUGUUUUUGGGUUUUGGUUUUGUCAUCCAUUGUCGUCACCAGCAUGAAGAGUUUAUUUUUCAUACAGACCCUCAUUUAUCCUCUUACUAUAAACAAAAAAAUCUCCAUCCUGUUCUUUUUCUGCUUCAUUUCCAGGAGUUUUUUUCUUUUGAGACUUUAACUAAAUUUUCAUGCUAAUGUGCCUUAUGAAAGUGUGUGUGUGUGUGUGUGUGUGUGUGUGUGUGUGUGUGUGUGUGUGUGUGUUGCAUUGGUUUGUGCGGGUAUUUUGAGUGUGUCAUUUCUUGUAUAAGAUAAAUAUGCAAGCAGUUUCUGCACUUAGCAAUACUUCUCUGUAACUGCUGCUACUUUGCACUCUUUUACUAAUUACUCACAUGUUCACUGAUCUGUUGUGGAUGUGUCAUUUUUCUGUCUGUGUCUCUGCCUCGGCUGCAGACAGAAUCUGGCUGUUCUCUUUUCUUUCCACAGACUAUUCUGUUUUUUUUGUUAUGAUUAUAUCACGUCUCCUUCCUGAGAGAUGCUGUAGGUGCCUUAAUGUUUUUAUUAGAGACGCUCCUCUCUCCCAGUUAUUUUUAAAGCGCGGGCGAGACGAUGACCGGCUCUUGCAGGUUUUUAAGGUUCACCUGCCGCCUCCUUUGGUCUCUGGAGUUCGGCACUUUGAGACUUUUGGCCUCGUUGCUUUAGUAAUGUUUUCAUCUCUGGGAUUGCCACCGAACUCUCUCUCAAGGUGCUUGGCCAGCCAAAACACUUACUACACGUUUCACCUGUUGUGAUACAGUAUUCGAUCAGUAACAUGUUGCAUAACUUUAUCAGAAUCUGCAAUGAUUGACAGAUGGCUGACAGUGGAUGUUUAAGUGUGUUCUUACUUCCCCAAAGUCACUCCAGUAACCCCUGAUAUUCACUCUUUUAUCCACUGAUCAGCUGAUUUAACAUAACACUGACAUCACAUAGUUGGAAGUUCUGUUCAUAUCCCAUGACCUCAUGGACUUCCUGUAUAAGUCAAUAUAUUGAUGUAUUAUGGAACCAAUUUGGUCAAACUUGCCUCCUCAGUACCUUUACAUUUACUGUGGCCCAGGAGAUGAUGUUGUUGCUGCCGUAUUGUAUUUGAAUAUUAAGAUUUAUUUUAUUGUCAUUGCAUACACAACGAGAUUCUUAAAUCUCUCUGAUGUUGUACAUAUAACAGAACAAAUGAAGAAUUGGGCCACUGGCCUUUUUUAAAUGAGAAGUAAACCAUCGGGUUGGAACUGUAUUGAACAUGUGGUCCCUUUCUCAGUCUGUAGAUGCUGAGAAUUUCUCGUGCAUCAGAUCCACGAAACGUCUGUCCUGCCACGUCCCGGUGCUGUAAGAUCUGUAAAUACUGUGUGGCGAAAAUAAACUAUUAAAAAAAUGCACCAGGGACUUUUACAGAGAUCACAUUCCUCAGACAUGUUGUGGUACAUUUGUAUACUGUAUAAUGGGUGUACCUUUUGUUUUGUAAAAGAGCG